UCCUCCUCCUCUCUCUAUAUUUAAGAACCAAAAAAAAGAGACAUAAACCCUUGAAUACUCUGUCGACUUCCUUUCACUGAUUCAGCACUUUGCGAUGGCAUCGCACACCCCGAACUUCGAGUGCCGAAUGUACGAAGCCAAAUAUCCAGAGGUAGACAUGGCGGUGAUGAUUCAGGUCAAGAAUAUCGCCGAUAUGGGUGCUUACGUCUCCUUGCUCGAGUACAAUAACAUCGAGGGCAUGAUCCUGUUCUCCGAGCUCUCCCGCCGUCGGAUUCGUAGUGUGAGUAGUCUCAUUAAGGUGGGUCGAAUCGAGCCCGUUAUGGUGCUCCGGGUCGACAAGGAGAAGGGCUACAUCGACCUUAGUAAGAGGAGGGUUUCCGAGGAGGAUAUCCAGGCAUGCGAGGAGAGGUACAACAAGAGCAAGCUCGUCCACUCUAUCAUGCGUCACGUUGCCGAGACUAUGUCCAUCGAUUUGGAGGAUCUGUAUAUCCAUGUGGGCUGGCCUCUAUACCGGAAAUACGGUCAUGCUUUUGAGGCGUUCAAAAUAAUGGUGACUGAUCCUGAUUCAGUUCUGAAUUCUCUAACCCGGGAAGUCAAAGAAAUUGGCCCUGAUGGACAGGAGGUGACUAAGGUAGUUCCUGCUAUGUCAGAGGAAGUGAAAGAAGCACUGAUAAAAAAUAUUAGGAGAAGAAUGACCCCACAACCUUUGAAGAUUCGGGCUGACAUUGAAAUGAAAUGCUUCCAGUUUGAUGGUGUUAUUCACAUCAAGGAUGCCAUGCGACAAGCUGAGGCUGCUGGCAAUGAUGACUGUCCUGUGAAAAUUAAACUGGUUGCUCCUCCACUUUAUGUUCUUACCACUCAAACUCUCGACAAGGAGCAAGGAAUAGCAGUUCUCAGUAGAGCCAUUAUAGCUUGCACUGAGGCAAUAGAAAAGCAGAAGGGCAAACUCACAGUGAAGGAGGCACCCAGAGCGGUGAGUGAACGAGAUGAUAAACUACUUGCUGAGCACAUGGCUAAGCUACGGCAGGAUAAUGAAGAGAUUAGUGGUGAUGAGGAUAGUGAAGAAGAGGAAGACACGGGAAUGGGAGAAGUUGACGUGGAGAAUGCUGGUACUGGCAUAACAGACUGAAACGGUUUAGGGGCCAGCUAAAUUUUGUUUUUGUGUUUUCUUUUAAUCUAGCUCUGUUUAUGGUUGUAUACAACCAACCAAUUCCCAAAAUCUGCAUUAUUGACGUGUUUUGCGAAUUUACCAAGUGAUUGAGCAGUUUCUCAAGUGGGAAACAUUAUUACCACACUAUUCCAAACCUAAAUUGUUCGUGCUUUUGUGGGCAA
This is a messenger RNA of Carya illinoinensis, 1332 nucleotides long. Its product is annotated as eukaryotic translation initiation factor 2 subunit alpha homolog. Bases 95 to 1129 code for a protein of 344 amino acids. NCBI's taxonomy places the organism in Eukaryota, Viridiplantae, Streptophyta, Magnoliopsida, Fagales, Juglandaceae. Gene Ontology annotation, cellular component: eukaryotic 48S preinitiation complex; eukaryotic translation initiation factor 2 complex; eukaryotic translation initiation factor 2B complex. The transcript has 7 exons. Gene Ontology annotation, molecular function: RNA binding; translation initiation factor activity; ribosome binding. The record is from RefSeq and is a predicted model, not a curated record.